UUGUCUGUGUCUGUGAGGGAGACAAAAAAAUUGUAGAUUAAAUAUUUCACUAAGUGAUAUUUCUAUGCAUUUUUUAUAUAAAUAUUAGUGAAUAAAAUCAGAUGCUUUAAAAGUAAUUAAUUUUGUGAUAUUAAUAUUGUGGAUUAUGCCACGUUUAAAUAAAUACUCGUCGAUUUAAAUUAGCUUUGUUCAGUGCAAACUACAAUCGCCUGUUCGAGUCUAAAUCAAUAUGGCUGACGCCGGAUUAAAUUUGUCAAAAGGAUUUGUUUACGGCGGCAUUGACAGGGUUCACGACACUUUUGAAUAUUCAAAUUAUCGGAUUAUAUCUGAAGUUCUAACAUAUUGGAGCUGUUAAUUUAAAAUCUAAUUUACUAUAAUUUAUUAUGAUAUUUAGAAAGACUGGCAAUAAACAAAUUAAAUGAAAAAAAUAAAUAAAUUAAUCAUAACGCAUUUUGCAUUCGAGCGGAUAAAGUUCCCGUUAACUAUAGGUGUGUGUGAUUGAUGGUGGAUGGAUAGUGACUGGUGAAUUUAUCAGAAGUAAACAGUACUGAGCAUGGAAGUUAGUUUCACCCGCAAUGUGGCAGUAUGAGCGGACGCAAUGAACCCGCCUCACCCUUUGGAGCUUCUGCAACGGUGCCACUCAUGGGCGCGGACGCGGCGGGCGCGGGCGGCGCGGACGGCGCGGACGAGCCGCCGCGCAAGCGCAGUCGCGGGGCGGCGCCGGACUCGCUGCGCGCGCGCGUGCUGGAGCAGCAGCUGCUGCGGCUGCGCGCGCUGCGCGAGCGCUUCACGGAGCAGCUCAGCGAGCUGUACUUCCUGCAGGCCAGCGGCAACAUGAUGGACUACGCGGCGUGGCGCCAGCGCCCGCCCGCGCCGCCGCUGGCCGCGCUGCUGCAGGCGCCGCCCGCGCCGCCCGCCGACGAGAUGCUGGAGAAGGCCAAGCAGGAGGCCUACGUGGCGGCGCGCGUGGCCGAGCUGGCGCGCGCGGGCCUGUGGGCCGAGCGCCGCCUGCCGCGCGUGCUCGAGCCGCCGCGCGGCAAGACGCACUGGGACUACCUGCUGGAGGAGAUGGCGUGGCUGGCGCAGGACUUCGCGCACGAGCGCAAGUGGAAGAAGCAGGCCGCCAAGAAGUGCGCGCGAGCGGUCCAGAAGUACUUCCAAGACAAGGCGGCUGCGGCGCAGAAGGCGGAGAAGGCGCAAGAGCUGCAACUGAAGAGGAUAGCCGCCUUCGCCGCCAAGGAGAUUAGGAUGUUCUGGUCCAACGUGGAGAAGCUGGUGGAGUGGAAGCGCGAGCGGCGCGUGGAGCGCGCGCGCAAGGAGGCGCUGGACGAGCAGCUCAGCUACAUCGUGGACCGCACGGAGCGCUACUCGCGCCAGCUGGCCGCCGGCCUGGCGCCGGCGCGCGCGUCCGACGACGAGUUCGAGCCGCGCGACAGCUCGGACGACGACGAGGAGACCAUCGCGGCGGCCGAGCGCGACGAGCGCGGCGCCGACACGGCCGCCGAGCUGGACGCGCUGCGUCUGGAGGCGCGCGUGUCGCUGCAGGAGCUGCUGCCGCCGGGCUACGAGCCGGCGCACUCGCCGCCGCCGUCCGAGCGCGCGGCCUCGCCCGGCGCCGACGCGCUGGGCGCACUGGUGCGCGACGGCGCGGGCGGCGUGGACGCGGCGGCCGAGCUGGCCGCGUCGCUGCAGCCCACGGGCACCACGCUGUCGGCCUCGCCCGCCGGCACGCCCGUGCCGCGCCUGUUGCGCCACGCGCUGCGCGAGUACCAGCACGUGGGCCUGCACUGGCUGGCCACCAUGCACGCGCGCCGCCUCAACGGCAUCCUGGCCGACGAGAUGGGGCUGGGCAAGACCAUCCAGACCAUCGCGCUGCUGGCGCACCUGGCGCUGGAGCGAGGCGACUGGGGGCCGCACCUCGUGGUGGCGCCCACCUCGGUGGUGCUCAACUGGGAAAUCGAGUUCAAGAAAUGGUGCCCCGCCUUCAAGAUCCUCACCUACUACGGCACCAUCAAGGAGCGCAAGCUCAAGCGCGUGGGCUGGACCAAGGCCAACUCUUUCCACGUGUGCAUCACGUCGUACAAACUAGUGGUGCAGGAUCACCAGAGCUUCCGGCGCAAGAAGUGGCAAUACCUGAUCCUCGACGAGGCGCAGAACAUCAAGAACUUCAAGUCGCAGCGCUGGCAGCUGCUGCUGAACUUCCAGACGGAGCGGCGCCUGCUGCUGACCGGCACGCCGCUGCAGAACAGCCUGCUGGAGCUGUGGUCGCUCAUGCACUUCCUCAUGCCCGACGUGUUCGCGUCGCACUCCGAGUUCCGCGAGUGGUUCGCGCCCGUGGCCGGGCUGGCGGCCGCCGGCACGGAGCGCGACGCGGAGGCGCGUCUGCUGCGCCGCCUGCACGGCGUGCUGCGCCCCUUCCUGCUGCGCCGCCUCAAGGCCGACGUGGAGCGCCAGAUGCCGCGCAAGUACGAGCACGUGCUGCUGUGCCGCCUGGCGCGGCGCCAGCGCGCGCUCUACGACGACUUCAUGGCGCGCGCGCACACGCAGCAGAGCCUGGCGUCCGGCAACCUGCUCAGCGUCAUCAACGUGCUCAUGCAGCUGCGCAAGGUGUGCAACCACCCCGACCUGUUCGAGCCGCGCCCCGUGCAGUCGCCGCUGGCGCUGCCGCCGCUGCUGCUGCGCGUGCCGGCGCGCGCGCUGUUGCCCGACGUGGCGGCGCGCGCGCUGCUGGCCGCGCGCCUCGGCGGCGACCUGGCCUCGCUCGAGGCGGCCGGCGCGCACGCCUUCGCCGCGCACCGCGCGCGCCACCUGGCGCCGCCGCGUCGCCUCGUGGCCGAGCUGCCCGCGCGCGCGCCGCGCCCGCCGCCCGCGCGCCUGCGCCUGCACCUGCGCCUCGUGCCGCGCGCGCCGCCGCCCGCCGCGCCGCCGCCCGCGCCGCCGCCGCGCGCCGCCCCGCCGCCCGCGCCCGCGCCGCCGCCCGCCGCCGGCGCCGCCGCGCGCCUGCUCGCGCACCGCCUGCACUGCGCGCGCCGCGCCGCCGCCGUCAACGAGCGGCGCUGCUGGCGCCUGCCGCUGUGGGGCGCCGACCUGCGCGCGGCGCUGAGCGUGGGCGCGCCGCUCGUGCCGCCGCGCGACCUGGCCGCGCUGCGCGACGACAUGCUGCCCACCAUCGACAGGUUCGGCGUGUGCUGGAGCGCGUGCCGCGCCGCCGCGCCGCAGCUGGUGGCGGGCGCGGGCGCGGGCGCGCGCGACUGGCGGCGGCGCGCGCGCGGCGCGGAGGCGGCGGCCGAGCGCGGCGCGCGCGCGCUGCUGGCGCUGCUGCACGCGGCGGCGGCGCGCGCGGCCGUGGCCUUCCCGCACCCGCGCCUGCUGCAGUACGACUGCGGCAAGCUGCAGACGCUGGCCGCGCUGCUGCGCCGCCUCAAGGCGGGCGCGCACCGCGUGCUCAUCUUCACGCAGAUGACGCGCGUGCUCGACGUGCUGGAGGCCUUCCUCAGCCUGCACGGCCACACCUACCUGCGCCUGGACGGCGCCACGCGCGUGGACGCGCGCCAGCCGCUCGUGGACCGCUUCAACGCCGACGCGCGCGUGUUCGCCUUCAUCCUGUCCACGCGCAGCGGCGGCGUGGGGCUCAACCUCACGGGCGCCGACAGCGUGGUGUUCUACGACUCCGACUGGAACCCCAGCAUGGACGCGCAGGCGCAAGACCGCUGCCACCGCAUCGGGCAGACGCGCGACGUGCACGUGUUCCGCCUCGUCACGGCCGCCACGGUGGAGGAGAACAUCCUGCGCAAGGCGCAGCAGAAGCGCGCGCUGGGCCACCUGGCCAUCGAGGACGGCCACUUCACCACGGCCUCGCUGCGCGCCGACUGCCUGGCCGAGCUGCUGGGCGCGCCGGCCGCGCGCGGCGUGGCGCCCGCCGAGCUGGAGGGCGCGCUGGCGGCGGCGGAGGACGCGGCGGACGCGGCGGCGGCGGCGGCGGCGCGCGCAGAGGCGCAGGGCGCGCUGGCCGAGUUCGACGAGGCGCUGCCGCUGGAGCCCGCGCCCGCGCCGCGCGCCGACCCGCACCAGGCCGAGCUGGCGGCGCUCAUGAAGCAGCUGACGCCGGUGGAGCAGUACGCCAUGCGCCUGGUGGAGAGCAGCGAGGCGGCGGGCGAGGCGGAGCGCGCCGCGCUGGCCGACAUGCGGCGCCGCCUGCAAGAGUGGGAGGCGGCGCGCGCCGCGCUGCGCGAGCCCGAGCCCGAGCCCGCGCCCGCGCCCGCGCCCGAGCUCACGUACUGCCGCGACGACGCGCGCGUCAAGGUGUGGCUCAGCGGCAGCGGCGACUCCAUGCCGCUGUGGGGGCCGCCCACGCCGCCCGCCUCCGACGGCGACGUGUACUGCGACCGCUGGGCGCGCGCGCUCUACCGCGCCGGCGCCGCGCCCGACGCGCUGCUGCCGCCCUGCCGCUGGCGCGAGCGCGCGCCCCGCGAGCCGCGCCGCGCCCGCCCCGCGCCGCGCGCCGCGCACGCGCCGCCCUCGCUGUUCGAGCGCGCCGGGCCCCGCCCGCGAGCGCGCGCCCGCGCCGCGCCGCCGCCCGCGCGCUCGCCGCCCGCGCCGCCGCCCGACUGGGCGCCCGCCGAGGACGCGGCGCUGCGGCGCGCGUUGCGUCUGCAGCGCCUGCCCGCCGAGCCGCCCGCCGCGCACGCGCCCAACUGGGACUGGCUGGCCGACCUGGUGGCCGACGCCGCGCGCGCCUACCGCUCGCCGCGCGCCUGCCGCGAGCGCCACGACGCGCUGGCCGACCCCGAGCGCGCGCGCCGCCGCCACCGCAAGCCGCCGCCGCGCCGCCGCGCGCCCGACGACGCGCCGCGCCCGCCGCUGGCGCGCCUCGACGCCAUGCGCGACGCGGCCGAACGCCGCCGCGCCGCGCCGAAGCGCCGCCUGGACGACGCGGCCGCGCGCAACCCCAAGCACGCGGCGCUGCUGCUCGAGCACGGCGUGCUGUACGACGCGCCGCCCUCGCCCAUGCGGGUGGCCGAGCGCCGCGCCGAGCGCAUCGCCAAGGAGAAGUUGAAGGCGGCCGGCGCGCCACCGCCCACACCCGCGCCUCCGCCCGCGCCCGCCCCCGCGCCCGCUCCCGCCUCCGUCCCCGCCCCCGCGCCCGCUCCGCGCGUGGUGGUGGCGGGCGAGGCGGCGCGGCGCGCGCGCGACGGCCCGGCGGCGCAGCUGCUGUACCGGCAGCAGACGCUGGCGGCGCGGCACCACCUCAAGAUCCUGCACCACGCGGCGCCCGCGCCGGGACAGGCCGAGCCCGCGCUGCGCACGCUGCAGCUGCAGCAGCUAGCGCUGAGACGCGCGCGCGCCGCGCCGCCGCCCGCGCACGUGGUGCUGGCGCACCUAGCGCCCGCCCCGCCCGCCACGUCCGCCCCGUCCGCCGCGCCCGCCCCGGCCGUCGCGCCCGCCCCGCCCGCCCCGCCCGACGCGCCGCAGUAG
Messenger RNA from Pararge aegeria (speckled wood butterfly), 5475 nucleotides. RefSeq names its product helicase domino (gene dom). Gene Ontology annotation, molecular function: ATP binding; histone binding; ATP hydrolysis activity. Lineage: Eukaryota; Metazoa; Arthropoda; Insecta; Lepidoptera; Nymphalidae. Gene Ontology annotation, cellular component: Swr1 complex. The record is from RefSeq and is a predicted model, not a curated record. The transcript has 9 exons. The coding region runs from base 586 to 5475 and encodes 1629 amino acids.